UUUGUUAUGCCAUUCUCAUUUCUCAUUCUUUCUCUUUUAUUUUCUUCAUAUUAUUGCAUAACAAUGUCAAACGAGAUUCGAUUCUUCCAUCUCAACACCGGAGCCAAGAUCCCUUCUGUCGGUUUGGGAACUUGGCAGUCUGAUCCCGGAGUCGUUGGUCAAGCCAUUGAGAUCGCCGUCAAGGCUGGUUACCGUCACAUUGAUGGUUCUCCGAUCUAUGGCAAUGAGAAGGAGAUUGGAUCUGCAUUGAAAAAACUAUUUGAUGAUGGCAUAGUGAAACGCGAAGAUUUGUGGAUUACCUCAAAACUCUGGAAUACUGAGCAUGCUCCAGAAGAUGUACCUCUAGCAUUGGAAAGGACUUUGAGAGACUUACAGCUUGAUUAUGUUGACCUGUAUCUCAUCCAUUGGCCGGUUGCGAUGAAGAAAGAAUCGACAUUGGAGAAAGAAUCAGUGGGUUUCAAUUCUGAAAAUAUCUUAGAACCUAACAUUUCCAGCUCAGAGAAGAAAGGAUCAUCAGAUUCUAAUUCUCAAAAUCUUGUGCAACCUAACCUUGCAAGAACAUGGAAGGCAAUGGAGUCACUCUAUGACUCCGGCAAGGCGCGAGCUAUAGGUGUAAGCAAUUUCUCCGUCAAGAAAUUGGGGGAUUUGCUGGAGGGUGCGCGCAUUCCUCCGGCUGUCAAUCAAGUUGAGGCUCAUCCUUCUUGGAGACAAGACAAGCUGAAGAAUUUUUGCAAUUCCAAAGGGGUCCACUUCUCUGGAUAUUCACCAUUGGGUUCCCCUGCCUGGCUUAAAAGCAGUGUCCUCAACCAUCCAAUUUUAACUUCGAUUGCGGAGAAACUAGGCAAGACUCCGGCACAGGUGGCUCUACGUUGGGGAUUGCAAGCUGGUCAUAGUGUGCUUCCCAAGAGUGCAAAUGAAACAAGGAUAAAAGAAAAUCUUGAUAUCUUUGAUUGGUCUAUACCUGAAGACUUGUUUGCUAAAUUUUCUGAGAUCGAACAAGAAAGAUUGCUCCGGAUGGAUGUAUUUGUUCAUGAAAAUUAUGGUGGUUACAAAACCGUUGAAGAACUUUGGGAUGGGGAACUUUAAGCAGUGAACUCCAUAGGAUAUUUGGCAAGUGAAUGGAAUGACAGAAUGCCUUAAUUUUUGUGUUAAAUUUGUCUGCAUAAUAAAUUUCAUAGUUUACCGUAAUAAAUUUGUCAUCAUCCAUUCUUGUUAUUGAGACAAUAAAUAUUUGCUAUUUAUAAUUAAAUUAAUAAAAGAUUAUGUUACAAUUAUUCUGAAUUAAAUUUG
This is a messenger RNA of Vicia villosa (hairy vetch), 1290 nucleotides long. RefSeq names its product NADPH-dependent aldo-keto reductase, chloroplastic-like. The record is from RefSeq and is a predicted model, not a curated record. Gene Ontology annotation, molecular function: aldose reductase (NADPH) activity. Gene Ontology annotation, cellular component: cytosol. The transcript has 6 exons. The coding region runs from base 7 to 1086 and encodes 359 amino acids. Lineage: Eukaryota; Viridiplantae; Streptophyta; Magnoliopsida; Fabales; Fabaceae.